ACGUGGAUUGCUAGUAACGGCUGGCUUGCACUUGAGCAGGAGAGCAGGACUCUGCGCGGCAGUAACAGAGUCGAACCUCCAGCGGAGGAAACAUGGUGUCUGCGGCGGCUCUCUGUCUUGUCUUAUUGGCAUCUGCAUGUGAGCAAGUUAUUGCUGAAAGACAGCUAAUUUAUGCUACAGUGCUGUUUCGACAUGGUGACAGGUCACCAGUGACAGCCUUUCCUACUGACCCUCACCAAGAAAGCGCCUGGCCUCAGGGCUUUGGACAGCUAACGCAGGUCGGGAUGAGGCAGCAGUAUGAGUUGGGUCAGUAUCUGCGGACGCGGUACAAAGACUUCCUCAAUGAAUCCUACAUCCGCCACGAGAUUUUAGUUCGCAGUACAGACGUUGAUCGCACCCUGAUGAGCGCUGAAGCCAACCUUGCAGGCCUCUACCCCCCUAAAGGUCAGCAGAUAUUUCAACCCAGUUUAAAGUGGCAGCCCAUACCGGUCCACACCGUAUCGCUAAACCAAGAAAAGGUUGGUGUUUGGGGUUUAUCCGAUGCUCCAGCUGAAACUGCAGAUUCCUGA
Messenger RNA from Poecilia reticulata (guppy), 569 nucleotides. NCBI's taxonomy places the organism in Eukaryota, Metazoa, Chordata, Actinopteri, Cyprinodontiformes, Poeciliidae. The record is from RefSeq and is a predicted model, not a curated record.